Molecule: messenger RNA, 2362 nt
Organism: Choloepus didactylus (southern two-toed sloth)
Lineage: Eukaryota; Metazoa; Chordata; Mammalia; Pilosa; Megalonychidae
Gene: SLC46A3
Product: solute carrier family 46 member 3
Exons: 6
Coding region: 335-1720 (461 amino acids)
Biological process (GO): vacuolar transmembrane transport
Cellular component (GO): lysosomal membrane
Molecular function (GO): transmembrane transporter activity
Source: RefSeq, a predicted model, not a curated record
UUUCCCCGCAGAAGUAUUUGGCCGAAUUUAACGGAAAAUUCCCCUGCCCACCCCAGCGCCGGCUGUGUAGACCCGCCCCCAGCGCCGGCUGCGUAGACCUGGCCCCGGGUCCCUGCCUCUCGCCCAGUGCCGGACAGCGGCCAAGGUGCCCCGGCGCAUCCCGGGCUGACCCGGGCCCGGGAGGCUGCGCUCGCUGCUCGGGAGUCGCCGCACGAGCGCGGGGGAUCCAAAGAGACACCUCCAAAACAUUUGGGGGCUCCCAAAAUGGUCAGACCUGCACCUAGCCUGGCAGGAAGACUGUAAUCGUGGGGUUUCAGCCACUUACCCAGGCAAUAUGAGGAUUUUAUUUGUAGAACCUGCCAUUUUCCUUAGUGCCUUCGCUAUGACUUUGACGCCGCCACUGACGACCCAGUAUGUGUAUAGGAGAAUAUGGGAAGAAACGAGCAAUUACAGUAUUGCUAUCAAUAGCAAUAUUUCUCAGUGUGAAGAAAACAAAAGCAGCCCCAUUUUUGUAUUGCAGGAGGAAGUUCAGAAAAAAACGUCUCUUUUUAGCCUGCAGAUGGACAUGAGUGGGCUAAUCCCCGGCCUGGUAUCUACGUUCAUAUUUUUGUCCCAUAGUGAUCAUCACGGAAGAAAACUCCCUUUGAUUUUGUCUUCUGUUGGAGCUCUUGCCACCAGCAUUUGGCUCUGUUUGCUUUCCUAUUUUGCCUUACCAUUCCAGCUUUUGAUUGCAUCCACCUUCCUUGGUGCACUCUGCGGCAAUUAUACUACGUUUUUUGGAGGCUGCUUUGCCUAUAUAGUUGAUCAAUGUAAAGAAGAGAAGCAGAAAACUAUUCGAAUAGCUAUAAUUGACUUAAUUCUUGGCCUCGUUGCUGGGUUAACGGGACUGUCUUCUGGCUAUUUUAUUCGAGAACUAGGUUUUGUGUGGUCAUAUUUCAUUAUUACUCUGGUUAUGGCAGUCAACUUGAUCUAUAUUUUAUUUUUUCUUGGCAAUCCAAAGAAAGAAUCUUCAUCUCAGAAUGUUCCUGUAUCAUGUAGUGAAAGCUUUAAGAACCUAUUUUACAGAACUUACAUGCUGUUCAAAAAUACUUCCAGGAAGCGGCGGGUUUUGCUCUGUUUGUUACUUUUUACAAUGGUCACUUAUUUUUUUGUGGUGAGUGGCGUCUCCCCAAUUUUUAUCCUUUAUGAAUUGGAUUCCCCGCUCUGCUGGAAUGAAGUUCUUAUAGGUUACGGGUCAGCUUUGGGCAGCAUCUCCUUUUUGAGUAGUUUCCUGGGAAUCUGGAUUUUUUCAUGCUGUCUGGAUGAUAUCCACAUAGCCUUCAUUGGGAUUUUGACCACCAUGUCUGGGAUGGCAGUGACUGCUUUUGCCAGAACAACCCUGAUGAUGCUUUUAGUGAGGCUGCUGUUCCUUUUUACUAUUGUUCCGUUCUCUGUUCUACGGUCCAUGUUGUCAAAAGUGGUUCGUUCUACUGAACAAGGUACCCUGUUUGCUUGUAUUGCUUUCUUAGAGACACUGGGUGGAGUCAUUGCGGUGUCUACUUUUAAUGGAAUUUAUUCAGCCACUGUUGCGUGGUACCCUGGCUUCACUUUUCUGCUAUCUGCUGGUCUAUUACUAAUUCCAGCCAUCAGUCUAUGUGUUGUCAGGUGCACCAAGUGGAAUGAGGAAGGCUAUGCACUUCUUAUACAAGAAGAUUCCAGGGAAGAUACUGCAGAUGGAUGAUGACUUGGAUUAAAAAAAAAACUAAAUGCACACAUCAUAUACUCUGACUUCUGAAGAAUAUGAACUAACCCAAUGAUUAACACUUCAUUAACACCCAGCUCUGAGCCUCUGCAUCUUUCAGUGCCAUGCACUUGAGGCACUUUGUGAAUCUCGUGAGGUAUUUUGAGUACAUAGAAGAGCAAAUCUGCAAACCCUUCCCACUUUUGGGCUCAGAAAUGGAAACUUAAGGGUUAAGAAACUCGGUAAGGUCAAAAGCAAUAAUCUCUUUUGACAUACUCAUCUCAUCGAGUCCAAGGAGAACUCUUUACCUCAGCUUUGUCAUCUGCAAAAUGGAUUACGGGCCUCUCUCUCUCAGGGAUUUUAAGGGGUAUAACUAAUAGGAAAUUACGAUGAAUCACUCACUGAUAGAGAAAUAAUGAGAAGUUUCAAAUAUUUAAAUUAGAAUUUACCUGAACUUGAGUAAAGCUUUGUUUUAUGGAGCCCAUCAGGGUGCUGUGAAUAUUCAGUGCUUCUAAUGGAUACAAAAUCCUUUUCCUAAUGUUUCAUCAGUGACAAGCAUGAUAAUAUUUCUUUAUGUAAAACAGGGAUGACUGGAGAAAAAAAUAAGAUUAUAAAUAAAAUUGUUGCUAAAGAAACUUAAAA